Molecule: messenger RNA, 990 nt
Organism: Chelmon rostratus (copperband butterflyfish)
Lineage: Eukaryota; Metazoa; Chordata; Actinopteri; Chaetodontiformes; Chaetodontidae
Product: olfactory receptor 24-like
Exons: 1
Coding region: 1-990 (329 amino acids)
Biological process (GO): G protein-coupled receptor signaling pathway
Cellular component (GO): membrane
Molecular function (GO): olfactory receptor activity; G protein-coupled receptor activity
Source: RefSeq, a predicted model, not a curated record
AUGUCUUUUCUCAAAGCUGCUUUAAACGACUCUCUCAUCAUUCACCCUCCAGGCUUCUAUAUCAUCGGAUUUGAGACGUUUCCCUUCAUCAGUGUCUACUUCAUCUUUCUAGUGUGUGUUUAUGUGGUGACAGUGCUGUUCAACAGUUUGGUCAUCUAUGUAAUUGCUUUUAAUCAUCGUAUGCACACUCCAAAAUUUUUGGCUGUUGUCAACCUCGCAGUUAUUGAUGUGAUCUUAAACACAUGCACUAUUCCAAGUAUGAUAAAGAUAUUCCUUGUUAAGGACAACUUUGUUCCAUUCAACCUAUGUCUGUUACAAAUGUUUGUCUACUACGCUUUUGGGACUUUGGAGUCAUAUGCACUCGCUAUACUUGCCUAUGACAGGUUGAUCGCAAUAUGUUUCCCUCUGCGUCACAACUCAAUCAACACGCUGCGGAGCAUGUCUUGUAUUGUUGGCCUGACUUGGUCUCUUGCUGUGGGAGUAACAGCGUUUGCAACUGGUAUAAUGACUCGUCUGUCAUUUUGCAGUUCUGUCAGAGUGUUCAGUUAUUUCUGUGACUAUGCGCCUGUGUUUAGACUCGCCUGUAAUGAUUACACACUGCAGUGGUCUGUGGCUGCUUUUCUUACUUUCUUGCUCCUUGCGGGACUGUUUACUUUUAUUCUUCUGUCUUACGGCAGCAUCCUGGUGACUGUGUUCAGGAUGAAAUCGCUGGACAGUCGGGUGAAAGCUUUGGCCACUUGUGUUGAGCAUCUCAUUCUUGUUGCUGUCUUUUACAUUCCUCUCAUUACCAUUUUUACUAUUGGUUUUUAUCUGCGUCUCAUUGACCCGGACCAGCGUGUGCUGAGCCUGUCGCUGGCCUCCUGCAUCCCACCCUGCAUCAAUCCCAUUGUAUAUUCUUUGAAAACAAAAGAGAUCAAAAUCAGAGCCCUGGCACUGGUAAGAAAAACUAAAAUUGGCACAGAGCAAUGUAAGAACAAACUGAAGAGCUAA